AUGUGCUCCCGCGGGUCCUGCCACAGCCACGAGACCUCGUGCCAUGAGUCCCACUCCUCCUGCCAGCCGGGGCCCUCCUGCCACUACACCGUCCAGAGGCAGCCCGUGCAGAAGUUCAGCUACGUGACGCCCUGCUGCCCGCCCGUGCAGCGCUACUGCCCUCCAAUGCAGCCCUGCUGCCCUCCAAUGCAGCGUUAUUGCCCCCCGGUCUGUCCCCAGGCCACCAAGAACAUCUGCAAGCUGCCACCCUCGUACCCCAAGUACUGA
Poecile atricapillus (Black-capped chickadee) is the source of this 267-nucleotide messenger RNA. RefSeq names its product putative small proline-rich protein 5. Lineage: Eukaryota; Metazoa; Chordata; Aves; Passeriformes; Paridae. The transcript has a single exon. The coding region runs from base 1 to 267 and encodes 88 amino acids. The record is from RefSeq and is a predicted model, not a curated record.